This is a messenger RNA of Blastomyces dermatitidis ER-3, 1078 nucleotides long. RefSeq names its product ubiquitin-like-specific protease 2. Gene Ontology annotation, cellular component: cytoplasm; nucleus. Lineage: Eukaryota; Fungi; Ascomycota; Eurotiomycetes; Onygenales; Ajellomycetaceae. Gene Ontology annotation, molecular function: SUMO-specific endopeptidase activity. The record is from RefSeq and is a predicted model, not a curated record. The coding region runs from base 222 to 848 and encodes 208 amino acids. The transcript is spliced from 2 exons. Gene Ontology annotation, biological process: protein desumoylation.
ACGGAAAAAGCUCCCAAUUAGGAGGAGGGUGAUACACUGCCUAAUCGGUUAUCUUGGCUCAUCUACCUCCUCAACACCCAUUGUAAGGUGGAGGAGAAGAAGAACAAGGACUAGUAGAAGAAGCCGGCUGCCACUACUCCCACUAAGGCAUUGGACCAUCGCCCGCGUCCGGAGAAGGAUGACGAUGAUGGCAAAGAGGACAGGAAGUCAUCUAGCACCAAAUGAUAGGCAAUUUGAUGACGUUGCACCGUCUUGAGCGCUCUGACCCAGAAGAGGCCAAGAAAGUGUAUUUCUUUCAAUUCAUAGUCCUUUACCAGCUUAACAAAGGGCUAUCAGACUGUGUCAAGAUGGACACUGGGUGUGUGGAUAUUUUCAGUUACAACUACAUUGUUGUUCCGAUUAAUGAAAAUAUUCAUUGGUAUAUGGCGAUCAUAUGCAAUUUGCCAAAUUCAACCGAUGAGACAACCUCCCCUGUUGAUGUUUCAAGCACCAAGGAAAAUGAGGAAGGCAAGUCGAAACGAUCACUUAUCAUCAACAGCAAAAACAUAGAAGGUAUGGCUGCGAAAGGCAUACCACAGCAGUCUAAUACAUUCAACUGUGGCCUUUACCUUUUGGCAUAUCUUGAGAAAUCCAUUCAAAACCCGGGUGAUUUUGUUACCAAGCUCCUUCAUAAGAGAACGAAUGAGGAUGUUGACCGGUCAAUGUUGAGAUCUGAUCUAUUUCGCCAGCGCCUCCAAGUUGUCUUACCGGCUUUAUACAAGGAGCAAGAUGGCGAAGAUGGCAUGGAUGCUGAGCGACUGUUGAUUGUUGAUACCGAGCCACUGAAUAAUAUCCUGCUGUGUGGAUGAACUGGCACCGCGCCAUGGGACGAUGCUUCCACUUUGAGUGGCUUUAAAAGACUGAGGACCUCAAGGCGUGUUGCAGGCUUCUUCCUCCAAACUUGGCUAGGAUUCCCACAGUUAUACAAUGACGGCGCGCCGCUAUACCGUGACAUGACAAAUGCAGACCGCUGCAUGUCCUAGAUAGUUUCUCCAAUCCACCUAAAAGCCUUAAUUUGCGAUUGAAUCGCAAUGGUCAG